AACAGCAACAACAACAACAAGAAGAACCAUCGACAAAAUUUUACUCACGCCACCAACAAGAUCCAAAACCAGGUUCCUCUUCACCAACACCAGGUAGCUCUUCCAUUGUGCCAGGCAAAAGGUAAGCUUCAAUAUUGUUAUUUGUCAUUAGUAGAGCCUUACCAACUCAAGAUGGCUGAUGGUGGUCACAUGGUGUUUCUUCAGUGCCAGAGAGUCAAGACUGAUUGUUCAUGGAGGAGUUCUGUGAGGAAAGCUGAGGUGGUCCAUUUAUAUAUGCAGAGUAAAUAGUCAGCCCAGAAAGAAACUGCCAUCCGAUGGCAGUUGUAAAAGUUGAAAAAAUGAACUCCAUGACAGCGUCCUGCUUAGCUAAUGAGUAGUUGAAAACAGUAUCUGAAAAGUAAGGAAAAGUUCGUGCAGGGGACAAUUAAAGCAACCUUCUGAAGUUGUCUCAGGAAAAUUCAGCACUUUGUACACUAGAACAGGUUAUAAUUAUUUAAUCAACACACCUGGGGUCAAGCACUUCCAAAAUGAUUGAGUAGGAAGUGGCUUUUUAGUCUCCAGAAGUGAUGAGCAAGAAUCUACAUUAUCUUACAAAAAUGUGGUUGAUUAUUUGGCCUUAAAGUCUGAGCAACCUCUAGUUGAUGUAAGCAGGAAUAGGAAUAGUCAAACUGGAGAUUAGUAGACAUUCUUAGGGGACAAUAAUGGAAGAGAGACAUGAAUAUACAGAACCAAGACCUAAUAAUAACUGUGAAGCCGUACAAGAAGCCAAGGCCAGUGUUGAAGUGCUAACUUGUUUUUCAAAUGAACAAAUGCAUUCAAUACCUGACAAUCAGGAACUGGGAACAACUCCAGAAUGUACCAGCAAAACUGCUGGUCCAGAUGAUGAAAAAUCGGGGGUCCAGCAGAAUAUGGAGGAAGAGACUAAGGAACUUGGUUCUGGAGAUGUGCUUAGUGAGUUACCGGAAAAGAAUAAUCAGACUAUCUCUAAGCUUGCUGAAAUUGAUCAAGUUGAAGCUGGCAAUUUAUUAUCCAGCGAUAUAGAAACUGAAAAUUUAAUAUUACCUAUUGAAUUAGAGACAACAACUCUUAAUGAGUGCUCUGAACUUCCACCAGAAGAUGCCAACAAAAACUCUAUCAAACAGGUGAACCCUCCCAUUGAAGAUUUAACCCAGAAUACUUCUAUCCAAAGGUUAGAAACAGUCCCCAUAACUAGUGUCAGUAUUUCCCAACAGUUGGGCCACAAGGAUAAGAAAAUUUUGAAAUCAAAAAAGAAAAACUAUAUGUUAAGGUCCCUUGUAAGUAGUGACAGAGUUUUGCGUUCAAGGACCCAAGAGAAAGCUAAAGCUCCUGAACCAAGUAAUGAGUUGAAUAAGUUGACUGCCGGAGAGGGAAAAAGGAAGAAGAAGAAGAGAAAUAUAAAAGGAAAGGGAGCUAGUGGUGAUGAAUUUUCAUCAAUCAGGAAUCGUUUGAGAUAUUUAGUGAACCGCAUCAAAUACGAACAGAGCUUGAUUGAUGCUUAUUCUAGUGAAGGCUGGAAAGGGUUCAGCUCAGAUAAAUUGAAGCCUGAAAAGGAACUUCAACGAGCAUCAAGUGAAAUAAUGCGGGGUAAAUUGAAAAUAAGAGAUCUAUUUCAACAUCUUGAUUCACUUUGUGCUGAAGGAAGGCUUUCUGAGUCUCUAUUCGAUUCUGAAGGACAGAUAGACAGUGAGGAUAUAUUCUGUGCAAAAUGUGGAUCCAAAGAACUGUCCCUUGAAAAUGACAUCAUACUAUGUGAUGGUAUUUGUGAUCGUGGGUUCCACCAAUUCUGUUUAGAACCACCUUUGCUAAAUACAGACAUUCCGCCGGAUGAUGAGGGCUGGCUAUGUCCUGGAUGUGAUUGCAAAGAUGACUGCUUGGAUCUGCUUAAUGAAUUUCAAGGAUCAAAUCUUUCUAUUACUGAUGGUUGGGAGAAAGUCUAUCCUGAGGCUGCAGCAGCAGCUGCUGGGCAAAAUUCUGAUCACGCCUUGGGUCUUCCUUCAGAUGAUUCUGAAGAUGGUGAUUAUGAUCCUGAUGCUCCAGACACUAUUAACCAGGAAGAUGAAUCGAGUUCUGAUCAAUCAAGUUCUGAUGAAUCUGGGUAUGCUUCUGCUUCUGAGGAAUUGGAGGCUGCACCCAAUGAUGACCAAUACUUAGGUCUUCCUUCUGAUGACUCGGAGGAUGAUGACUAUGAACCUGGUGCUCCAGAACUUGAUGAAGGUGUUAAACAGGAAAGUUCAGGUUCUGACUUUACAUCUGAUUCUGAGGAUCUAGCUGCACUUGAUGAUGGCACUACGCCUGUGAGAAACUCUAAUGGGCAAGGUUCUGGAUGCGGUCCUCGCACGAGUGUACUACAUAAUGAGUUACAAAGUCUUCUAGAGUCAGGUCCUGAUAAGGAUGGUCUUGAACCUGUUUCAGGAAGAAGACAGGUGGAACGGUUGGAUUACAAGAAGCUGCAUGAUGAGACAUACGGGAAUGUUCCAUCCGACUCAAGCGAUGACACAUUCGGGAGUAUUUCUAUUGAUUCAAGCGAUGACAGAGGUCGGGGUAGUAGAACAAGGAAGAGAAGCCCUAAAAACCUGGUUCCUGCAUUAAAUGGAACUAAUGAUGAUUUGAAAAAUAAAAAAACUAAACGUAGUUAUAAGAGGAGAACUCAUCAAAAGCCAGGUGCCGAAAAUAUGAAGAAUUCUGUGACUAGGACUCCUGAAGACUCUGUGAAAUCUAGUUCUUCUGUUAGACGAACUGCGUCAUCAUCAAAUAGAAGACUCAGUCAACCAGCGUUGGAGAGACUUCUUGCAUCGUUCCAAGAAAAUCAGUAUCCUAAACGAGCUACAAAAGAGAGUUUGGCACAAGAACUAGGACUCAGUCUGAAGCAGGUUAGCAAAUGGUUUGAGAACACACGAUGGAGCACACGCCAUCCUUCAAGCAUUGAAUCCAAUAAAGCAAAGAGUGCUUUAAGAAUGGGGAUUCAGUCAUCUGAGACGAGUGGAAAGCUGCCCAAGCCUGAGCAAGAAUCUGGUGCAUGUUUCAGAGACACCGAUAACAAUGGUGCUCAACACCAAGUAUCACCAAACACAGAUGGUGCUGUGGCCCCAUGUCAGAGUGGAGAUACAAGGGAUGACAAAUUGGCGACUCAGAAAACUACUAGACCAGAAUCUACUGCUACAAAAUCCAGAAAACGGAAGGGCAGGUCAGAUCAUGUGGCAUCACAUUCAAAGGACAGAAAGGAAUCACAAAAGCCUCCUGCUAAGUCACCAAAAGUUAAUCAAAUACAAACAGCGGAUAAGGUUAGGACAAGGAGGAGGAGAUCCAUUUAGGUUUUGAAGUUUUGAUCCUUCCAGGAAAAUUAUCCGGCUAUUUACCCUCUUCCAGGAAACACAUUAGAUCAGAUACUGGUAUUGUUUGAAGGGAGGUAAUUCCAAGAACAAUCCCAAUUGUUUGUAGUUCUUUGUUAUCACAUUAACAUUCCUCCUAAUCCCUUACACACAAAUGCUUAGUAUGAGUUACCUAAAUCUAGAGCUUGUUUGUUAGAUAUUUAUUUGAAUUUGCAAAUUAAUGCCUGUCUCCAUCCGACCCUUCUCAUGAUAUGUGUAACAAUCAGUAGCUGGCUAUACAUUAAUUGCGGAGAUAGUUCUGUUAAACAA
This is a messenger RNA of Momordica charantia (bitter melon), 3659 nucleotides long. It is a transcript of the gene HAT3.1, whose product is annotated as Homeodomain-like protein with RING/FYVE/PHD-type zinc finger domain-containing protein. The record is from RefSeq and is a predicted model, not a curated record. Lineage: Eukaryota; Viridiplantae; Streptophyta; Magnoliopsida; Cucurbitales; Cucurbitaceae. Gene Ontology annotation, molecular function: DNA binding; chromatin binding; DNA-binding transcription factor activity, RNA polymerase II-specific. Gene Ontology annotation, cellular component: nucleus. Gene Ontology annotation, biological process: negative regulation of gene expression, epigenetic; regulation of DNA-templated transcription.